Messenger RNA from Trichomonas vaginalis G3, 714 nucleotides. RefSeq lists its product as uncharacterized. The annotation marks the transcript as partial. The transcript has a single exon. The record is from RefSeq and is a predicted model, not a curated record. NCBI's taxonomy places the organism in Eukaryota, Parabasalia, Trichomonadida, Trichomonadidae.
AUGAACAAAAACGGAACAGCUAAAAUGAAUGAUAAUCAAAUUAGAGCAGAAGGUAGAAGGUUAUUUAAACGCUUCUAUAACAUUCCUGAUGGUGUUAAUCCUAAAACUCGUAGAAGUUAUUUAAAUGAAGCAAUAGAUUCAUAUGAAGGGUUUGACAUUUCAUCAGAAAGUGAGAGAUUAGCGAGAAUGUUAAAUGUUAAUAUUGAUUUCUAUUAUUGUGAUCCUCAACCAGAAGACGUGGACAUAAAUAAGGUAGACUUUCCAUUAGUGGAUUCAAUAAUGAUAGAUCCAGAAUUUGAAACAGUAAAUAUUUUAUUAACACAGAGUCCAUGUGGAAAACUUCACGCUGACAGAAUAACAGACGUUGAAGCACUCACCGGCUAUAGAGUUUGUCCAUAUUGUAAAGAAGAAGUUUAUUCUAUCCGUGAUGAUCCAGAAAGGAAAAACCAAAGAAGAUUUUUAAAGCAUUGUGAGAAAUGUAAAGAAAAUAAUGGAAGAUUAAUUCAAGACGUUCAAUUGCAAAAGACCCAGCAACCAUAUGCACCACAUAUUACGAAACAGAAGAUAUAUCAGUGGUUAUUAGCUCAUAAUUUGCAGGAAUAUUAUCAACCGACAAGAUAUUAUAUUACUUUUGACUUUGAAACAUUAGAGACUAAAGAAGAAUUACAACUUUCUGAGUGUGCAACUUUGAACGCUUACUUAAAACCAUUCAUG